Tetranychus urticae (two-spotted spider mite) is the source of this 2821-nucleotide messenger RNA. RefSeq lists its product as uncharacterized. The record is from RefSeq and is a predicted model, not a curated record. Gene Ontology annotation, molecular function: protein binding. NCBI's taxonomy places the organism in Eukaryota, Metazoa, Arthropoda, Arachnida, Trombidiformes, Tetranychidae.
CAAACAUUGUUUAUGUUCACUUUUUGAAGGUUCAUCUUAAGAUCUGAAUUGAAUUUACAUCUUGUGUUUUUAUUAAUAUCGUUUUACUGUGAAUUAAUUAUCAACCAUCGAAUUAUUUUUACUUUAAAGUAGAUUAUGAAUUAACUCAAGCAUCUUUUGUUCGUACUUUCAAAGAAGAUUUAAGAGAAAAUCAUUUCCUGAUUUGAUGACGUUUCAGAAGCUUUAAACCAAUGAAUUGAUGCUUUCUAGCUUUGAUUUCUUUCAUUCUUGAUCAUUUUCUCUCUUUAAUACAUUUAUUUAUUCUAUAGAUGUUAUCCUCCAUGUUUGUAACCACAUUUCAAGAUUGUUUAUCUAUUUGUUUCAACAAUAUAAGCUGAUCGCUGGUAAGCAUAAUGAACCAAUAAUAUCAUUUUCAACUCACUGAAUCAAGUCCAUUCUGGAUUGGUCAAGGUUCAGUGCCAAAAGAAGAAGGAUAUAAGAAAAAGAUAAUUGUUAUAAGCAAUAAUAAGCCCGAUCCUCCAAUUACGUGUGAAUAAUUUUUCAUUUGUAUGGGUAUAAUCGUCCAUUAACAAAAUUGAGCCUGAACAAAGCACUAUGCAAGGCGAAGGUAAACCUAUGUUUCUUCGCCACCAUUCUAAGGAAGUCAAAGGGGUUGUAUUUAGUCCAACAGAUAGAUAUCUUUUCACUUCUGGAGGUAAUGAUGGAAAAAUCAACAUAUACCGAGCUCAUAAUAGAGGUUUCCAUAAACAUGAGAUGUCUUUCAAACUCGCUUCACCCACUACAGGUCGCACUAUUACAGGUCUUAAAUUUACUCCUGAUGGAACCAAAAUUUUGGCUUCUUCAACCUCGCAUCGGCUAGCUGUGUUAGAUGUCCACCGAGGUCACCAAAUUCAAAGUUAUGAAAACUGUGUUGGUCAUUGCAGAGGUCGAGCUGCAUUAGCCACUGAUCCUAACAAUCCAAAUAUGGUAGUUUGUUGUGGCCCAAAUGGAAAAAGUCUUAACCUGCUCGACAUCAGGAUGCCUUUGCCAUGUGAAUUUCUUUUCGAUCUCCACACUAGUGUAAUCAGAGAUAUAUGUUUCUUGAACCGUAGUUGGCCAUUUGUAAAAUCCCAUCAAAGUGGACUUGUUUCCCUAUCUGGAGAUGGAGUUUGUAAAACUACAACACUAGAAGGACUUUCUUUGCACACAUUUUCUGUUGGAUAUGAAUCCAAUUCAAUAGCUACAACACCAGAAGACUACGGGUCAUCAAGAAGUAAUGGUUUAAAGAGCCAUAUAGUCAUUGGAGGUGAUACAAUAUCAAGUUAUACACCAGAAAAUGCUGCUAACGAAAAACAUAAAAAAUUUAAUUAUAUCAAUCAUUAUCUCAUCUGGAAACUCAAAUACACAUCUAAUGGAAGUCUUCUCUACUCUGCUUGCGCUGGAGGGAAAGUGAAAAGGUUUCGUCGCAUGCAAAAUGACCAUGAAUACCUUGGUGAUGUUAUGGUUCAUAAAGCAGAUGUUUACGAUAUGGACAUUUCACCUUAUAAUGAAUUUUUGGUCACUGCUUCAAAAGAUCACACCGUCGGUAUCUUGCACUUAGGACCACCUAAUCAUGGUGACAGCUCAUACUAUGAGCUAACAUAACGAUUGAAUCCUUUAGUGAUACAAAUUUAUGCAAUAGAUUACAGUCAGUAGUUUGUGAUUCAAGUUACUUACUAAUCUUCACAACACAAGAUUCACAAUAUUUUUUGAGCAAAUAGUAACUCAAGAAUCUCAACAAUUAAACUAGCUUGAUGAAACUUUUUUUACUGUUAAUCAGAAAUUUGAUCAGCUUUGAUCAUUCUUAUUUUACAUAUCUCGAUACUCUGUGUAUCUUCAUUUUUUUAGAAAACAUUGUUUUCUCGUUAUCAUUAAUUUUUCAAAUCUUUCCUUGUAAGAAAGAACUUAUCAAACCUAAUCAAUCAUGGAGGGCGAAAAAAUUGUUUCAUCAAUCUCUCUUAAUUGCUGAGCCAAUGUUAAAUUUGCAUAGAAAAAAUUGCGAACUUUGUCACAGCUAUUUCUCAUUGAAAAAGUCCAGAGCUAGAAUGCUUAAGUCCACACAAGCAAAAUUUAUAAGACUGUAAAAAUUCAAAAUCGUUCAACUUCUUUAAAGUUGGAUAAAAUUUAAUCAUUUAUCAUAAAUUUUUGAUAAAAAACGAAAAUGAGCUAACAAAUCACUUAAUAAGCAUAUCUUAUUCAGUGAAUUGUUCAUUCGACAGAGAUUACAUUUUUUGUCUUUAUUGAUUUGAGAACUAAAUUGAAUCACUCGAACAUUAUUUAUAGCUCAAUAUUAGCAUUAUUAGAUUAAUAUCCUCUUAUUUUGAUUUGCGCUUCUGGACACAAAUUUAAACUUACUUCAUGGGAAAUGGCUGUUUUGAGUGAAAAAUGCAAAUAAUUUUGAAGACGUAGACUUUCAUCUUACUAAUCAUGAAGUUGAUUGGUAUUUUUUGGCUCUUCCUAAAUAAUGCAAUCAUUUCAAAUAAGUGUUCUGAAUACCUGAUCUAUAUCUACUACUAACUGUAUUUAAGUAGUAUACCAUUGUUUUAUUUUUUGAUAUUAUGAUCAAGUAUGAUGAUUAAUCUAUCUUUUAUGAAAUGAACAAAUUCCAAUCUCAUAAACACAAAUAUUCAAAUUGGAUAAAAACUAUCAUACAAAGUCUUUUUUUCAAAACAAUUUUUUACUUUUUUGAUGUGUUAAUCCAAAGUAACUCAUUGAAUCAAACUCUUCAUUGUAAUAAAUUUUGCUCACCUCUUCAUAAUUCAUAAUAGAUUAGUAAUAUAAAAGUUAAUUAAAAAUCUUGAUG